Messenger RNA from Macadamia integrifolia, 2088 nucleotides. RefSeq names its product phosphatidylinositol transfer protein 3-like. The record is from RefSeq and is a predicted model, not a curated record. The coding region runs from base 213 to 1448 and encodes 411 amino acids. The transcript has 7 exons. NCBI's taxonomy places the organism in Eukaryota, Viridiplantae, Streptophyta, Magnoliopsida, Proteales, Proteaceae.
AACAGUUCAGUUCAGAAUUUCAGAUUCCACAUCACACCAUCCCUGGCCUCCUUCCUUCUCUCUCUCUCUCUCUCUCUCUCUCUCACACUCUGGACUGGACUGUGGGAGUGAGCUUUUAAUGGGAGGUUGAGUAAGGAACAAGGAAGCUUUGUUGUUGUGUUUGUUUCUCCUUCAUUUCUGCUACUUGUUUUUAUACUUUUAUACUGUCUGGAAUGGGGAAGAGAGAUCAGAAAGACAAAGAUACGGAGAAGGUUGACGCCGUUCUUGAUCUGCUAAAGAAACAAGCUCCGCUUACAGUCAAACAGGAGAAGUUUUGCGAUUAUGCUUGUGUGGAACGGUUUCUGAAGGCAAAAGGAGAUGGUGUGAAGAAGGCGGCGAAGCAUUUAAGAGCAUGUCUAUCUUGGAGAGAGAGCAUCGGAACUGAGUAUUUGAUUGCAGAUGAGUUUUCUGCCGAGCUCGCCGAAGGCUUCGCAUACGUUGCCGGUCAUGAUGAUGAUUCUAGGCCUGUUGUGGUUCUCCGUAUUAAGCAAGAUUACCAGAAGUUCCACUCGCAGAAACUGUACAUCCGUUUACUGGUUUUCACACUUGAAGUGGCCAUUGGAUCCAUGCCUAAAAACAUCGAACAGUUCGUCAUCCUCUUCGAUGCAAGCUUUUUCAGAUCAGCUUCGGCUUUUAUGAAUUUACUACUGGCAUCUCUGAAGAUAUCAUCGGAAUACUACCCCGGACGGCUUCACAAGGCCUUCGUCAUCGACCCUCCCUCCCUUUUCUCUUACCUCUGGAAGGGGGUUCGUCCGUUCGUUGAACUAUCUCCGGUGACGAUGGUGGUGUCUUCGCUCGACUAUGAAGAUUCGUUGGAAUAUGAUGACUUCUCAGCCUUCCCAAGAGCUUCUUCACUGCGGUUCGACCCUGCAUCGAUUCCAUCAACGGGGAAGAUCGGAGCUUCGUCCUCCACCCGCUUCUCCUUCACCGUCUCUCACAACUUCGACUCUCUCAAGCCUUGGUACCUAAGUUUAACAGACACGUCAGCAUCCAAGGUAGGACCCACCAGUCCAUCACGAUCCCUCAUGGGUCCUGCACUCAUUUCCCCACUCAACGCCCGUUCAUUCUCCUUCGCAUCACCGGCCACCAGGACUCCACGUUGCAGCACCCCUGGCCCUGGACCCACCAAGAAGAAUCAAACCAGUACCCCUGGGCCCACCAGCAAUCCGAGGACGCCGAGACCAUCUUUCCUGCAAUCACCAGCCAUGUUCUUUAGGAAGGAGAAGGAUUACCACGUGAGCAAGACGGAGAAGAGCCGUGAGUCGUUCGUUCCUUUCUUGAGGUUCUACAGGAGGCCAUACGAUGAGAUUGUUUACAGGUCAAAGAUGAAACCACCACUAGGUGGACUCAUCUCCAUCGUCUCUCCACAAAUCAAGCGUCGCCACAUGUCACAAUCGCAGAGGUUCUAAACACCAAAAAGUACAUAAAUUUUAGUAUACUACUAAUUAUAUAAUGACCAAAUAAUUUCUAGUGUUAAUAGUAUCUUAUUCCUCUUUAAGAUCAGAAGGAAAAAAGGGAAAAACAGAGACGACGUACUAAGCGGGAUGUGAAAUGGUGUGCAUGUUGUCUCAAUUUUGAGCGUUGUUGUGUUUUCUCUCUCUCUCUAGACGCCUUAAGGUGAGAGAGAGAGAGAGAGUCAGAAGUCUACGUUUCGGGGUUUGGAGGAGAGUUUGAGGUAUUGGAAAAGCGAUAGCGUGGUCGGGACGAUGAACAUUGGCAUCGGAAAUCAUUUGUUAGACCAGGAAAGGAAAAAUCUAUGUUUGGUUUAAUCAAAUUUGUUUUGAUGUUUUUGACUUUUGUGAAGAUUGGAUUUUUGGGGAAUCUCUAGAACCUUUUUUUUUUUUUGUUAACUUGUUAAUAAUGGAAGUCUGAAAGCCCUACGGUUUAACUGUUAUCGAGAUAGAAGUUUUUUGUUAACUUCACCUGCAUUUCUUUUUUUUUUCCUUUUUCAAUUCAAGUCCACUAUUCCCACUAACAUGUGUGGUGUUUUGUUUGUAAUUUGAAAAGUCAAAAUAGUUUGGAAAUUGAAACUGUUAUACAAUACACGCA